AUGAUUAUCGACCAACAAAUAUCAUCUGACAUUUCUCCCUUUCUGCCACCAACCUUUCCUACGCUGUCUUGUCGUCUCACCAUGUUUCGCCGACGAUUGGAUGAGAUAGAGGAAGCUCGAAAAAGGGCUCAACCUCUUCCUUCGGGAGCAGCCCCUUAUACCUCGUCAGAAUUUUUCAAAGUCCACCCGCUUGACACAAAACCUAACGCGAAAUGCUGGAGUCAUCGGUUCAGUGCAAACAGUCUGAUUCAAACAGACUCGCCCCUCAAGGUAGCCUCGAGGGAUUCCGAUCCGCUUAGCAUGAUCACACUAGGCACUGCGCGGCCAUCACCUGAGUACUUUCCAUGGGAGUCGAUUGAGAUGCGUUGCCCUUCUAGCGGCCCAUUCAAGACUCCGGAGGCUGUGUCGACGGCUUGUACCAAAGGAGAGCAGGAAUACGACCUCUCCGUAGCCAUGAACUAUGGUUACUCUGCCGGAUCUCCUCAGGUUCUCCGUUUCGUUACUGAGCAUAUUGAGAUGAUUCACAACCCGCCAUAUAAUGACUGGGAGAGUUCUCUCACUUGUGGCACUACCUCAGCUCUAGAGAUAUGCUUUAGGAUAUUCAGCAACCCAGGCGAUGUUGUACUUAUGGAGGAAUACUCAUACACCGGCACCAUCUCUGCUGCCAAAGCCCAAGGUCUCAAGAUUCUUAAUGUGGCUACAGAUAAUUUCGGCGUCAUACCUGGCGACUUGGACUUGCAGUUGGAUGCUUGGGAUCUUGAGAUGGGCCCGAAACCAUUCUUGCUCUAUAUGAUCCCCACAGGUCAAAACCCUACUGGUAUAACACACAGUAACAAACGACGAAGGGAAAUAUAUCAGGUAGCAGCCAAGCAUGACCUGUACAUACUCGAAGACGACCCAUAUUACUUCCUCCACCUCGGACCAUAUCCUGGGCCCUCUGAUCUAGAAACAGACUCAACGUCCCUGGAUGAGUAUCUGGCACAUCUACCAAACUCAUACCUCUCCUUGGAUGUUGACGGCCGUGUGAUCCGUAUGGAUACUACGUCCAAGAUUCUGGCACCUGGAUUACGUUGCGGGUGGAUAACUGCCUCUUCCCAAGUCAUUCGCAAGUUUCUGUCCUACUCGGAAGUUGGCGUCUUGUCACCAAGCGGCCCUUCGCAAGCUAUGUUAUAUAAGUUGCUGGACCAAACUUGGGGCCACGAAGGAUUUAUUCGCUGGCUUUUGUCGCUAUCGCUGCAAUACAGGGAGCGUCGAGACCUUCUACUCCAGGCAUGUGAGCGCUUCCUUCCGUUGGACAUUUGCUCUUGGGCUGUUCCUACAAGCGGCAUGUUCUUAUGGAUCAAGAUUGAUUCUUCGAAAGUAACACAUGUUCUGAAUGGAGAUUCAGAUGACAUUGCUUGGCGCCGUGCUUUGCAGCUAGAGGAGGAAAUCUUUUCUCAGGCGCGACGAAGUGGUGUGCUGAUUAGUAAAGGGAGCUGGUUCGUCCCAGUUGUCGAUGAAAGUUGUGGCAUCUACUUUCGAUUGACCUUUGCAGCUGCACCAAGGGAUGAGCUUGAGCCAGCGAUACAGCGCCUGGGUGAUGCUCUAGGCCGGAAAUUCUCAACCAGGCACAGUCAGUGA
Diaporthe amygdali is the source of this 1620-nucleotide messenger RNA. RefSeq lists its product as uncharacterized. The transcript has a single exon. Lineage: Eukaryota; Fungi; Ascomycota; Sordariomycetes; Diaporthales; Diaporthaceae. Gene Ontology annotation, biological process: aromatic amino acid catabolic process; L-tyrosine biosynthetic process. Gene Ontology annotation, molecular function: aromatic-amino-acid:2-oxoglutarate transaminase activity; pyridoxal phosphate binding; L-2-aminoadipate:2-oxoglutarate transaminase activity. The coding region runs from base 1 to 1620 and encodes 539 amino acids. The record is from RefSeq and is a predicted model, not a curated record.